Benincasa hispida (wax gourd) is the source of this 324-nucleotide messenger RNA. Lineage: Eukaryota; Viridiplantae; Streptophyta; Magnoliopsida; Cucurbitales; Cucurbitaceae. The record is from RefSeq and is a predicted model, not a curated record.
GAAACUGCUAACUCAAAAUCUUAUGAGGGACCCAUCAGGGUCGCUUUGGAGGAAGCGGUGGCAGAGAAGGAGCCUGAAGUGGCUGAAGAGAAGAAAAAGAAGAAGAAGAUCAAAGAGAAGAGGGUUGAAGGAGAUGACGAAGCCCAUCCAAUCAAGAAAAAGGAAAGGAGGAUGGAUGAGAAGAGGGAAUGUAGGCGGAAGGAGAGGCGCCUGAAGAAGGAAGAAGAGAGGAAAAAGAGGGCUGAAAGCCCAGAACUAGACGGAGAAUCCACCUCCAUAAAAGGAGAUAAGAGGGAGUCAGCGCAAUUGAGAGAAUCAGUGUAA